ACACUAGAAAGUGAUACCAUGUCACACAACAACCACCAAGCAUCAUCCUCCACUCCCGGUCGUCGGCCUCCAGGGCGUCCACUUGGCUCCAAGAACAAACCCAAAAUGCCUAUCAUAGAAAACCGUGACAAUCCUAAUGCACUAAAUUCUCAUGUCCUUGAGAUCACUUCUGGAUCCGACGUGUCACAAAGUCUCCUUGAUUACGCUCGUCGUCAAGGGAGGGGCAUCAAUAUCCUCUGCGGAAAUGGAAUAGUGACGAAUGUUAGGCUUCUUCAACCAAUAGGAAAUAUUAUAAUCCUUCAGGGAAAUUUUGAGAUACUUUCGAUAUCAGGUACAGUUUUUCCUUCGGAAACACUAUCAAGUGCAGGUAGAUUGAUAGUUUAUUUAAUGGGGACAUCAGGGCAGGCAAUUGGGGGGAGUGUCAUGCCCCCUUUAAUGGCUUCAGGUCCAGUGACUUUGAUGGCUGCUUCUUUUGCAAAUACAACACCUGAAAAGAUUUCUUCGGUGACCAAUGAUCCCAUAGAAAAUGAGCGUGAACAUGUGACUAACAGGGAUACUGACUUGCUCAAUGCUGGAGAAUCAACAUCUGAAAUGAUAAACAUGAUGAGUUCCCAAACUCACUAUUUCUCAUCUUCUACCCAGGGUCGUAAAUUCGGAUAAGAUGCUACCGUAUUGCAAAAUCACCACCCAAACCUCCCUGUUUCGAGCUUGAUCGAUUAGUAAUUUACAUAUUGAUGUUCAAUAAAAUUCAAUAAACAUUAUUAUGGAAUUGUAUUGUUUGUUUUUAAAACAUUUCAGUUUAUUUAAAUGAAUAAUUUUGUGGGUGGAAUAAAAUUUUGUUGUUUUGGACUUA
This is a messenger RNA of Lathyrus oleraceus (garden pea), 853 nucleotides long. Its product is annotated as AT-hook motif nuclear-localized protein 27-like. Bases 19 to 660 code for a protein of 213 amino acids. Gene Ontology annotation, molecular function: DNA-binding transcription factor activity; minor groove of adenine-thymine-rich DNA binding. The record is from RefSeq and is a predicted model, not a curated record. The transcript has a single exon. Gene Ontology annotation, biological process: vegetative to reproductive phase transition of meristem. Gene Ontology annotation, cellular component: nucleus. NCBI's taxonomy places the organism in Eukaryota, Viridiplantae, Streptophyta, Magnoliopsida, Fabales, Fabaceae.